Phlebotomus argentipes is the source of this 1184-nucleotide messenger RNA. It is a transcript of the gene Urod, whose product is annotated as uroporphyrinogen decarboxylase. The record is from RefSeq and is a predicted model, not a curated record. Gene Ontology annotation, molecular function: uroporphyrinogen decarboxylase activity. Bases 94 to 1167 code for a protein of 357 amino acids. The transcript is spliced from 5 exons. NCBI's taxonomy places the organism in Eukaryota, Metazoa, Arthropoda, Insecta, Diptera, Psychodidae. Gene Ontology annotation, biological process: heme biosynthetic process. Gene Ontology annotation, cellular component: cytosol.
GCUGAAGCUUUUUGAUUUUCAUACAGGUGGUUUUUCAAAACAAUCAUUCUUCUGCAUUUUCCGGGAAAAAUACCCGAGUUUUCACAAGGAAAAAUGUCUCUCUCGAAUAAGCCAUUUCCUGCCCUCAAGAAUGAUAAUCUCCUGAGGGCGGCUCGUGGAGAAGCUGUGGACAGAGUUCCAGUGUGGGUGAUGCGCCAGGCAGGACGAUAUCUGCCGGAAUUCCAGGAAGUGCGAAAGAAGUAUGACUUUUUCACCGUCUGCAGGACGCCGGAAUUGGCGUGUGAAGUCACAAUGCAGCCUCUGAGGCGCUUCGACUUGGAUGCAUCGAUAAUAUUCUCGGACAUCCUCGUGAUUCCGCAGGCUUUGGGCUUGACGGUGGAAAUGCAUCCGGGAAAGGGACCUGUCUUCCCUGAGCCGCUCAGUGGCCCUGAUGACAUAGCCAGAUUGACUCCAGACGGCGCGGUGGAGCGCCUGAAGUACGUGGGCGAGGCUAUAACAAUGAUGCGUCACCUGCUGGACGGCAAAGUGCCUCUGAUUGGGUUCUCAGGAGCGCCCUGGACGCUGAUGGGAUACAUGAUCGAGGGUGGCGGCAGUCAGACCAUGUCGAAGGCCAAAGCCUGGAUUUCUGAUCAUCCUGAAGCGACGAAGAAGCUCUUGGAUCUGCUGACAGAGAUCAUUGUGGAUUAUCUGGAGAUGCAAGUGAAAGCGGGCGCUCAAAUGCUGCAGAUCUUCGAGUCCAGUGCUGAACGGCUGUCGAAGGAGGAAUUUCUCACAGUGGCUCUGCCUUAUCUGAAGGCAAUCCCGCUGAAGCUGAGGCAGAAGCUUCAGGAGCAGAAUAUUGAGUGUGUUCCAAUGACAAUCUUCGCCAAGGGCGCUGGACAUUCUCUGCGGGAACAGGCGCAACUGGGCUACGAGGUGAUAGGAAUUGACUGGACAGUGGAUCCCGUGGUGGCGAGGCAGGAAGUGGGGGAUAACAUCACACUGCAGGGCAAUUUGGAUCCCCAGGACAUGUACAAGAGUCCUGACGAAAUCACCACUUUGACGAAGGAAAUGGUGCAGAAGUUCGGCAAGAAGAGAUACAUCGCCAAUCUGGGGCAUGGAAUCACGCCUCAGACGCCCAUUGAGAGCAUGAGUGUCUUCUGUGAUACCGUCCAUUCAGCAAUAUAGGCGCAAAUCGGAGAAAU